UACUUGCUGUCCAAAUAAAUUUUCUUACAUCUGCGGUUUACUGACUAAGCAGAUUUAUUAAAGGCACACAAUUUAAAAUACAAAAUGUGUGUGUGUCUCAUUUGGAAGGAUGCGUACUCCGAACUCUGGAGGAUGCAUAAUUCCAAAUGAGACACAACCGAAUACGACCUGGCGGGAAUUCGGAGGAUGCAUGAGGUGUAUCCUUAGUGGGCACUCACAACCAACAAUUCUUUGCUUAAACGGAAAUGCCUAAAAAAAUAUGACGCCAAUUUGCCCGUAAAUAUGAUGUUCAAACGCAAGUAUUGUUAAUUCCCAAGUUGAAGUACCUCAGUAGAUGGUGCAGAGUAUAUAAUGUGUAUAAUUAUAUUAAUAUAUAAUUAAAAUGAAGUAUUAGACUAAAAGUGCACCAGUAAAAUCUAUUUUCUUUUCUCUUUACAUCAUUAUAACUCUCCUAAAAUUAACCUCAUACAUUCCCUUCCAGAGGGACUUUGUCACACAAAGCGCUCGCGCUUGUUAAAGAGUGACGUGGUGUCAUAGCAACCAGGUUACGUUCAGUUCUGUUUCUGUUUGUUCUACGAAGACCGUCUCGCUUUAAUGAGGCUUGUUUAAAGGUGGACACUCGGUAUACUGCGGCAUUCAAAGGACGCGUCCUACCUAGCCAAACGACACACUGCUACAGCUCUAUGCGCAUGCGCAGUGUGCGCAGAGGGACGCACGCAAAUAAUGUUUUAAAGGAAUUAGUGAUACCAGUUUGACUAAAAGCUGAUAUUUCAGCUUAAUUUAUGCUACAGAUUUAACCGUUUGCAUGAUUAUAAAUACGUACAUCAUGGUCAGAAGCAUCUGGGUUUCUUUCGUCUGUUUGCUUGUGGGAUUUAUAGAUGAAGUUUCUCUGCAAGAAACAGUUGAGGGCUUCAUUGGAAGUUCUGCAGUUUUGCCGUGCCAUUCUGGUAACAAGAAACUUCAAGUCAUUACAGUAUACUGGAGAUACAAAGACAUCAAGAACGUUUACGACAUACAAGACGGCAAAGGGUCAGUAAAGGAACAGGACGUAGCUUUCAAGGGCAGAACAGCAACGUUCCCUAUGGAGUAUGUCAAAGGCAACUUCUCACUCUCACUCGGGAGUCUUCAACAGACUGAUGCUGGGACGUACUGCUGCUUCAUCCCUGUUAUUGAUCACCACCAAUGUACAGAGCUACAAAUUAAAGAGAGACCAAGGGAACUCCAUGAGCAAUACAAACCAAGCUCAAGAAACAAUGGAGUUGAAGCAAAAGCAGAGAAGAUUGUGUCUCUGUUCAUUCCUUUCUUCUCAAUUACUAUUAUGCGCUGUAUUUGAGAUGCGACUGCAGUUAGUUAAGUAGUGUGUGCUUCAAUAGCAGAGCUGCAAUAAGCCUUUUCUCUGCUAUGUUAUGAAUAAAUGUCAAACAUCUUCUACCUAGAAUCAAAACCUUUUGAAUUGGGACUUCCCUGUUUCCUACUGUAUUGACUCGACCACAGUAGGAACCACAAUAUUACAUUUUAUGUUGUUUAUCUUGUCCAAAUUAUGAAACAUUUGGACACACACACAUGACAGUGUCCUUAACAUUUCUGACCUGUUAUGGAUCUGUGGGUAGAUGCCAUAUUUAAUCUAAUGGUGAAUGAAAUGUUUAAUGCAGUUUAACUUAUUGUCAAACAUUCAGUGGACAAAACCCAAAAAUGACCAGGGUUGAAAAAGAAAGAAAACAAAAAUAGACAUGACCUAAAAAUAAUAAGACAAUGCAAUUAUCAAUUAAUACAUACAACAAAUAUGCAAUUGAAUGGAUUUGACAUAUAUCAGCCUCAUUUUCAUUUCCAUAAAAUUAAAUGUGCCGUCUACCCUGACGUCCAUUCGAUUUUUCUGGAAUCCUGAUGUUUUGAUGAGAUGCCUUGCUAAUGCUUUUGUUAUAUGAUAAUUAAUUGUUUAGUAAGCUGUUUACAAGUUAUAAAGAGCUCUUCUGUUUUACACAGUUUAGUUGCACUAAAACUAACUAACAAGCUUUAUGUAUUUAUUUUUAUCUAUUUAUUUAAUUUAUCAAUUUAAUUUAUUGUUGUAACAGCAAUGUGUACUAGAGUUGUUAAAGAUAGGGUAAUGUUCAUUUAUUUUUGUAACGUUUGCUAGACUGACACUAUUUAUUUAUUUAUUUAUUUAUUUUAUUUAAUUUAACGUGUGAAACAUCUUAUCUCUGGUGUGUAACUGCUAUGCUGACUUGAGUGUAAGUUUAAGCUACUAGUGCAAGUAAAUUUUGGUUCUUGUAACUUUUGUCUGAAGACUUUUUUUAUUUUUUUUUUAUUUUUUUUUUUUAUUGUUGUUUUGACAAAAUGAGAUGCACAGAAGUCCCUUUAAGGCAAGUUAGAUCACUAA
Xyrauchen texanus (razorback sucker) is the source of this 2377-nucleotide messenger RNA. RefSeq lists its product as uncharacterized. The record is from RefSeq and is a predicted model, not a curated record. The transcript is spliced from 4 exons. Lineage: Eukaryota; Metazoa; Chordata; Actinopteri; Cypriniformes; Catostomidae. Gene Ontology annotation, biological process: immune response; T cell costimulation; cellular response to lipopolysaccharide. Gene Ontology annotation, cellular component: external side of plasma membrane. Bases 806 to 1333 code for a protein of 175 amino acids.